Molecule: messenger RNA, 1858 nt
Organism: Leucoraja erinaceus (little skate)
Lineage: Eukaryota; Metazoa; Chordata; Chondrichthyes; Rajiformes; Rajidae
Gene: homer2
Product: homer scaffold protein 2
Exons: 10
Coding region: 350-1501 (383 amino acids)
Biological process (GO): regulation of store-operated calcium entry; G protein-coupled glutamate receptor signaling pathway
Cellular component (GO): cytoplasm; dendrite; postsynaptic density
Molecular function (GO): G protein-coupled glutamate receptor binding
Source: RefSeq, a predicted model, not a curated record
AAAAUUAUUCGCUUUGCUUACAAACAGUUUGUACCGAUUUCCAAUACAGCCCCUGGAUGCUGAUCCCCAUUCGGGUGACUGCCCUCUGGUAAUUGCGUGGGCUACACUUGCUGUCAACGAGUCCAAGUGCCUUGUUGAUCUUGCCCCCUCUUUGCAAACUGCCCUCCAACCUUCUAGGGUCGUUCAGCUCCUGGAACUCCAUCUCUUACAAAUGGUUUCAGUUUCCCUUGUUCCACCUCUAUACUCCCGCUAUGGCUUCCCGAGCUCUGGAAUACUGUCCCUGAACCAGUUCCUCAGUUGUUCUAAAUAACUCGGUGUCAAAUGUCGCCUGGUCUCAAUCUUUCUAAUAAUGGAAAAAAGUAUAAGGUCACAUUCAUGGAAUGAUAUGCCUGCAGCCCAGAGUCUCCCUGUUCUACAACACCCCGCCAAGGCCCUACUAUUCAUUGUGCCAAUACGGGAGAUCAGCGAGCAGCCGAUCUUCACCAGCAAAGCUCAUGUCUUCCAGAUCGACCCCACCACCAAGAGGAACUGGCUGCCCUCCGGCAAAUACCCGCUCACCGUCUCAUACUUCUACGAUGGAUCGAGGAACAGUUAUCGCAUCAUCAGCGUGGACGGAGCCAAGGUGGUCGUGAACAGCACCGUCACCCCCAACAUGACCUUCAGCAAAACCUCACAGAAGUUCGGCCAGUGGGCAGACAGCAGAGCGAACACCGUCUUCGGUCUGGGCUUCCCCUCAGAGCUGCAGCUGAGCAAGUUCGCCGAGAAGUUCGAGGAGGUGAAGGAGGCGGCGAGGUUGGCGAGGGACCGCUCACAGGAGACGACAGAGAGUUGCAGCACCCACUCCCAGGAGUCCAGUCAUGAGGCCCCAACCUCACCACAAGCAUCGAGUGUGAAUGGAACCAACGAUGAGAAAGGCGAUGGCCCGUCCACCAUUGAAUCCCUCCUGAGGAGUAACAACCACCGGAUCAACCCGGUGAAGAAGUGGGAGCAGGAGCUGCGGACUCUGGCCGAGAGCAACGCGCGGCUGGGCGCGGCGCUACAGGACUCGGCCGGCACCGCCGACCACUGGAGAAGCCGACUGGAGCACUGCAAGGAGGAGGGCGAGCGGCUGCGGGAGAAGAUCGUGGAGCUGGAAGCUCAGAGCGUGGACGUCGGCAAGGAGAGGGAGCAGAAUUCCCGGCUCAGCCAGACUGUGCGGCUGCUGGAGGAGCAGAUCAGCGAGAAGGAGCAGGAGCUGGAGAGGCUGAGAGCGGAGGUGCAGGUUAUCCCAGGCCUGCUGGAGCAGUGUGAGGGGUUACAGCACCAGCUGCAGAGCGCAGAGAGCACCAACGCAGAGCUGGAGAGCAAGUCCAAGACGAUGAAGUGUAAUGUGGAGGAAAGCCAUCGGAAGCACGGGAACCUGGUGAAGGAACUCAAUACCUUCCUCACGAUCCUGGAUGGGAAAAUUGAUGAGCUUCACGGAUUCCGACAGGGACUUGCUAAAUUGGGGAUGAACAAGUGAUGAGGGGAGACCCUCAGGGUGGGAAUUGUGAGAGGGGACCAUUCAAAUUCAGUGGGGGAAGAUUCGACACCUGACCCAGAUGCUCCACAUCUGGCUGCUGCUCUACCUUGACCCGAGGGUCAGCCUCCUGUGAGGGUCAGUCAGGCACAAGGGUGUUGCUGGUAACACCUACCCUUGAUCUGAGUGGCUCCCUGGACCUUAGAUGGGUCUGGAGUUGCUCAGCUGAGACUGGCAAUGAUGUCCCCCACCCCAAGGACAUUCGUGACCAGGUUAGGUAUCCAGGAGUUUUGUGUCAUUGUUACUAAAACCAGCUAUUUUGUAAAUUCCAGAUUAUUAAAUGAUUUAAAAUUGCACAGC